UGGCUAUCACGGUUCAUUAGAUACAUCCUAGAGAGAGACAGACAGACUUUUUGGGUAAGGAGACCCAAAAAAAUCGUCCCAAAGCAUAGACAAGAAUUAAAAUUACUAAAAACUUCAAGAAGAUAGACAAACAGUCAAAGUCAACCAAAACCAAAAAUAAAAACUAUUAUUGUCAAAGAAUGUCAAAAUUCCGGUACAACGGUUUAUUUUCCAAAAUUAUCAAUUGAAAUUCUAAUUUAUGUUUAAACAAAAUUCUUGUGUUAGUUAAAAUGAGAGUGUAACUGUGACUGAUGUUAUAACUAAAAUUUGUAGUGAUUUGUUAUAUUUUAUGUAAAUUUCAGUAAACCAAAAUGCCGCUAACUUUACCUGACCAUAUGAAUGGUCCUAUCGAGGCUCAUCAGAACUGGCUUCGCAUACUGGAACAAGCACAGAAUACCGUGGAAGAAGAUUUAGAUUUGCAGCGUGCUACAGCAAAAGGCAUGAAACUGAGAGAACGAGCUCUUCCACCAGAGUUGCUCGGCAGGAACUACGCUAGAUACUGUGACCUUAUCAACAAGAUGUAUGAUGCGUAUCUCAGUAGCGUGCAUCUUCAGAGGGCGCCUUAUAUACUGGACCUUAUCACUGUUCUGAUGAAAAGGUUAUACGAACUCCGCCACGAACUGAUACAUCUUAUAGUGAACGAUUAUAUUUAUGUUGAUGCUGCGCUUACUCAGCUCAGGGUGACUCCAAUGGACAUUGAGAUAGUCGUACCAUACCACUUUCCUCUGGAAACUCGAGAAGACAACGUGGAACAAGUAAUACAGAAGAUGUGGGCGGACGCUGUAAGGAGGAAGAAGAUACGGGAGAGACCGAAACCGCCCCCGCCGCCUCCGAAACCCUCAGCAUCACCUUGGGACACUGACUCCAUAGAACGCGUUCCGGAGGUUGUGGAACCGCCGCCAGCGCCAGUGGUGGAAGAAGUCGAGGAUAUAGUCUCGGAACCCCCCAGCGUACACACUUACGUACCGGAGGAGUUCAUACAAGCAGUUCUUAUACAGAGACAUGAACGAUAUAGACAGUGGUUUAUGCUGGAUUUCAAAGAGAAGGCUCGUCAGUGGAAAACCUUUUAUGGUACUAAAAACGAUGAGACUCCCGUCGAACUGAAGCAUAGGGCGGCUCGAAUUAUACAACGGACUUACAGGGAAUUAAUGAAGCUUAAAAGAGAGAAGGUAAGAGAAAUAAAGAGAGAUGUUCUGCUGGGCAUCAUACCAGACCCAUUCAGGACUAGCACCAGCUAUAGAGAGGCAACUAAUAAGGUAUACGAUAGACGUCGCAACACAAGAUUCAAGAUUAAACAGACGUAUCUGAAGGAGUUAGAGAGAGAGAACACCAGGCUCAUAGUGUUUAAAAAGGGAGAGCAGAUUGAUGACAUCACUGAUGAGAUAAGAGAGUGGUUUAAGGAAUGGUACUAUGGAUAUGGCUUCUUCCCCGAGUACCCGUAUGACAUAGAAGGUGGAACUAUAAUGGUGGUCAGAGGAGACUACCCGACAGUCGAAGAGAAGAUAGCUGAUGAUGAGAGGAUGGAAACUAUGAUGAAAGGGAAGACAAGAGAACAGCUGAAACAGGAACAGGCAGCAGCUAAAGCAGACGCGAAGAAUAAAGCGGCGGCUUUGAAAGAAGCCAAACAGAAGGAGGAAGCUACUCUCAUGAAGGCCAGAUGCAAUCCCUUCUCGGAUCCAGGGUACGCAAUACUGGAGUCAGAAACUCUUAAACAAGUGGUCGAGGCUUUCAAUUUAUACCGUGUAUCGUGGUCGCUGUAUGAUGAGCUUCCAUCGGAGGAGUUUGGUGAGACAGUGUAUGGAUACAUGAAGCCGCUGCUCAUUGAAGAGAUAAUGAGCACCAUGCAUAAGGAGUGUAGAGUAUUCGUUGAUGAAUUGAUGAGGCUAGAUUUAAAGAUGUUGAUACAAAAGCAUCAGCUGACGUACAAGAGGAUUGGUAUGAAGUAUCCUAAACUGAAACCACGGAAGAAACCGAAGAUUCAUCCGCUGCCAAAGCCUGUGGUCAUGGAUGACAAGCUGAUGAAGGGCUUAGAGGAUAUAUUUGACAUCGGUAUUGUAACGAAACCAACUGUGAAGAUAUCAGAUGUCUACGGUGACCUGAAUUACGCGGCCUAUGAGAAGAAUAUUCAGGAUCCAAAUGCAACCUUCCCCCUAGCGAGUUAUGGUGACGUGAAGACACGACUGGUUCUGUCCUGUGUCCUCGGCUGCGGCAUACAGCCAGGGGCAGUCAAACACAGAUCUGUCAUGCUGCUCGGCCCAGAUAGAAAUGGGAAGUCGUUCUUAGCUGAUACCGUCGCUGGAGAACUUAAUGCAGUCAAGAUUGACAUAACUCCAGAGAGGUUUACUGCGGUGAUUGAUAAGCCACUGAGGGCACUGACUCACGUAUUCCUGGCUGCCAAGGCAUUCCAACCUACUGUGGUCUUCAUGAAGAAUGUUGAGAGAGUAUUCUCAAAGAAGGUGCUCCCAGAAGAGAAAUACCUUCAAGCGAAAGUAAUUAAGGCUGCUCUCAUAAAACUGGUCAAGCAAAUAGCUCCUGAAGACAAAAUAAUAUUUAUAGCGACAUGCACUCACCCAUAUACGGCUCAGGCAAAACCAAUGGUACGCAUGUUUGACGAAAUACUUCUAGUCCCGCGGACUGACUAUGGGAGCCUGCAUUUGUUCUUUGCGGAGAAAUUUAACAGUUUAAGAAGUAUGCCACUGGACUACCCAACUCAGCCCAUCGCGCAACUGACCCAAGGAUAUGGAUUUGGGGCCAUUAUUGAAGCGUAUCACGAGGUUAUGACUCCAGAAAGAAUUAUCAGAUUAAACGUCGAUCCAUUAUCACCUGGAGAGUUUCUAGAAGUCUUAUUUGCAAAAGAUAUAGAACCCUUAUCGAAAGAGGAAUAUCAGCCAUACGUAGACUUCUUCUUAGCCAGUACAUCAUUGAAACAAUUAAGAGAAGACUAUGCCAGAAUAAACUACUUCAGAGAGGAUGCUUACAAGAAAAUGGCUAAGAAGAAUGCAAAGCAAAAAGGACAUGAGGAAUCGUCAUAGAAGUAAGAGAAAGAAAGAAGACAGCAAGACUAUUUAUUAGAUAUUAAUGGUUCUCCACUUAGCUUGGGUGACCGUCUUUGUCAUAACGAGUUUGUACGUGUUUCGGAAGGCACAUUAAAUUGUGGGUCCCAACUGUUAUUCAUGCAUCUUUAACAGUCUUUACAGGUAGUCAGAAGCUUGAAAGUCUGACAACCAGUCUAAACAAGGGAUAUCGUGUUGUCCCGGUAACUGGGAUGAGAAGGUUAUAAGCAGUCGCUCCUGAUAAAACACUGGUACUUAGCUGAAACCGAUUAUGCUAGAAGCCGACCCCAACCUAGUUGGGAAAAGGCUGGAUCUCACUGAAAGUAAGACUGGAUGCCACACUUUCUAGCUUCUAUCAGUAACGUGCCGUCCGAAACGCGUAGAAACUC
Trichoplusia ni (cabbage looper) is the source of this 3481-nucleotide messenger RNA. RefSeq names its product IQ and AAA domain-containing protein 1-like. Gene Ontology annotation, molecular function: ATP binding; ATP hydrolysis activity. The coding region runs from base 351 to 3071 and encodes 906 amino acids. The record is from RefSeq and is a predicted model, not a curated record. Lineage: Eukaryota; Metazoa; Arthropoda; Insecta; Lepidoptera; Noctuidae. The transcript has 21 exons.